AACCAUCACUAACCUAACAGUAAGUACGGGCAUACACGUAACUAUUUCUGUGAACUGCACGCGAGGCCGUUCCGAGUCCCGCCGCGGCCAGACGUCAAAGUUUUGACAGUUUACCCGAACCAUAGAAACGCGCGAGGUGGACAUGGUCCUUCGGGUCGGAUGCUACCAGUGUUGAGUGUUUGUGGUUGUUGUGGUAUGUCGGCGGUCGUUGGUGGUCAAUGAGGAUAAGACAUCCUCUCCGGAUGCCUACUGGACACUUGGAAGAGGACGAUUUCGUAGUGGUAAAGACGAGGUCUACCACCCCAGAGGGCGCCGCGACGGCCGGGAACGCCGGUUUCUGGUUGUCAGCGGCCUCGGGAGCGCCCCAUCCUGGUCUUCCGAUGGACGGGUCGGGGUGCAAUGAGACGGGCUUCAUCAACAGUCAGCCCUCCAUGGCGGAAUUUAUGACUGCCCUUCCUCAUAUUUCCGGGGAUAUGGCACAUGGAAACUCCGGUAUGAGUCCUGAUCAUACUCCACCAGGAAGCGGCUAUGGAAUGGAGGUACCGCACGGAAUGGGUUCUCCUGGAGUUAAUGUACCUGAGUAUCCUUGGAUGAAGGAGAAGAAGACCACUAGGAAAAAUAGUCAGCAAGAAAAUGGUUUGCCUAGAAGACUUCGAACAGCCUACACCAAUACACAACUUCUCGAAUUAGAAAAGGAAUUCCAUUUCAACAAAUACCUUUGUAGACCCAGGAGAAUAGAGAUAGCAGCAUCACUGGACCUGACUGAAAGACAGGUGAAGGUGUGGUUCCAGAACAGACGCAUGAAGCACAAACGCCAAACGUUGGGCAAACAGAGCGACGACAGAGACGACGAAGACUCAAUAAACAGCGACGGCGGCAAAAGCGGAAAAAUGUCAGGCGACAAAUUCCUCGACGACGAACUCUCCAAGAAGAGCUGCCAAGGCUGCGAGAUGCCGCAGGUCGGGAACCUUUGCGGUACCCACGAGGACGGUCCCGACAUCGGAGCCACCAGAGGAACCAACAACAACACACCAAGUGCUACGAACAACAACACAAAUUUCAAUAACAAUAGUAACGGUGCUAGCAGUGUUGGUAGUGCCAGUUCCUUCGACAAGUUGAUAGUGGAGGAGGACUCGCACUCCAACGAGGAACUGGGUGGCUCGCAUCCCAGUCCCAGGGUGCCCAAGAAGAACAAUCCGUCUACAAAUGGUGCUUCCAGUACAGUAUCUGUCAAGAUUGAAGGUCGUAGUCGAACCUCGUCGUGUGAUAGGAAAAUAGGCCCUAGUAAAAUUUCCCCCGCCAUCAAGGAUCCAACAAAUCUGUCUGAUCCCAUAGCUGUGAAGAUGUCUCCCAAAAAUUCUCUUCCAGGAGCGACUGGCGUCAAUACCACCCCCAUGGGGAUGGCUCCUAUGAUGUACCCCCAAAUGAGGAAAUCUUCUCCAACGACAGCAACGGCUAUAGCUUCAGCUACGGUCACGAUUCAGAAUGUACCCAACAACACAUCUCCUUUUGCCUCUAGAGCUUCUCCCCAGUUUCCUCAAUACCACGUCAAUCAAGCUGAUUACAGAUCGGACCGGCAGAAGCAUACUCAAUUGGGUUAUCAAAUUUCCCAUCCUCCAGUUUAUGCCAGUGGGGAUUUGUACAAUCCAGAACAUCCGGCAGUGAAUGAAGGUUCUCAGACGUACGUCAGAGAUCCUUCGAAUAACGUAGCAACUCCUAGCAUGCCAACAGCAAGGACAUCAAGAAGCAGGCAAGCCUACGUUAACUAUCAGCCAUACUACUACAACAAAAACAACCAAAACGUUGAGUCCUACGGGAAUUACACUCAUGGCUACCAACCUGAGCAUGGUCCGUACAACCAUUACGGCUAUGGAGGUUCCACUAUGUAUCCACAUGAUGGUAACGCGGUUGCUGCUCAUAUUCCUCCAAAUGUCCACAUGAACCACGACGGUACUGGUAACUACUACCCUAACGACAACGUCCAAAACAUUCCAAAAAUGCAUGGACAGGGCGAUUACCACCACGGAAAAGCGAACUACUACGAAAACGCCACUUACAACGCAGCUAACCAAAUUCCUCCAACUGCUGAUCCAUCUUACAUCCCCCAAGAACCUUUUCCAGUAGCUGCCAACCCACCGGCAGCAAUCUUGAACGCCAAUACAAACGCCCCAGUUGAGACCAAUGAAGGUUACAAUAAUUACCAUCAGUAUUAUGGUACCGAAGCAGCGCAUGCGCAUGUGGCACCUUCGGCAACAGGCACACCCGGAGAAAACAGCAAUAGUUCCUCAGAUUUCAAUUUUUUGAGUAGUCUGACCAAUGACUACACCCCAGAGUAUUAUCAGAUUUGAUUCAGUGCAAUAGACGAUAAAAACUACUGUUGAAGCGUGUUUUGUUAUGAGACAAAAUUUGCCGGCAAAACUCCUUCUGAAAAAUUUAGGGGAUGUUUGAAGGUAAUAAUGAUCAUGUUGGUGAUUGCCUUCCAGAUGAAUUUUGCUGGUGAAUUUUGAACGAGUUCGUGUUAUACAUAUUACUUUGUUUUGUAAUUUUGUAAAUAGGAGAAAUGUAUAUGUUCUUUUUUCGGAAGCGACACAAUGUUAGUUGUUAAUAGUAAGUCGGUAAGAAAUUUAAAUUUUAUUCUUCAAUAUUCAUUCGACAAUCUCAAGUGUAAGUGAAUAUAGAUCAUGGAGUUCGAAAUCGAAUUUUGCAGAUUAUGUUUUUGUUGCUGAAUAUGAUUAUUCACUUUUUCUUUGAACUAUUCACUCAAUAUUCCAUAUGCUUUUUCGAUCAGAUAUUACAUACGUUGGAAUUACUAACUUUGAAAUGAUUCGUGUGUUCACGCUAAAACUGGUUUUGUAACUUAGCAACUAACUCAAUUCGUUUCAGUUCUGUUUUUCCACAUAAAAAAUCAUGUAUACACCUUUAUUUAUUAUUUAUAUGACUUGUUCGUUAUUACAUAAUUCCUGUAAAUGUAUGUGAAACUAGAAUUAUAGCGGUUUUUGUUAUUGUAAAUAGCCUGCCGAUUUUAAUUGAUUAUUAUGUACAGAAUUUUAGGAUCACAUUGGUUAUAUAUAAAGCAUUUCAAUUCGAUAAUUAUCCGAAAUA
Molecule: messenger RNA, 3102 nt
Organism: Coccinella septempunctata (seven-spotted ladybird)
Lineage: Eukaryota; Metazoa; Arthropoda; Insecta; Coleoptera; Coccinellidae
Gene: pb
Product: homeotic protein proboscipedia
Exons: 3
Coding region: 219-2348 (709 amino acids)
Biological process (GO): regulation of DNA-templated transcription
Molecular function (GO): DNA-binding transcription factor activity, RNA polymerase II-specific; DNA binding
Source: RefSeq, a predicted model, not a curated record